GACCGACCACUAUCAGACGGCUCCUGUCAAGUCAUAUCCUCGAAGACUAGAUUUGUGCUUAUCCUGCGACCACGAACCAUACUCACCAAUUUACGCGGUCCGAAAUACGAUCAAUAACGGCGGCAGCAACACGACCGAUUCGCACCUCAUAGCGGGAAGCUAGCUAGCUACGUCCGGCCCCGGAAUCGAGAGUCGCAAUCGAGCAAACGAACAAAGCAUCGAGACCAUCGCCGGAUCUAUCAAUACGCGCUACGGGAGAUAAAUAUACGGCGCUCACACGGAUUACAAGCAAAGACGAUUAAUCGUGUUAGGUUUUGAGCUGGUCCUGAAUCUGAUUGCUUCAUCUUAAUCGAUCCUUCCGUCACCUUUGAGGGAAGGCCGUUAUCGAUUGCGAAGCUCUCUACGCUACACUGCGGGAAGAAGGAAAGCAUACAAGCAAAAUGGCAGCUGGCGCAAGUCUAAUCAUCGGCCUUGUCAUCGUCGUGCUCGCCUCUAUUGUCGCGUGGGUGUUCAGUCCCAAGGGUGAUAACCAGACGCUCUGGCGGAGUACGCUUAUUCUCUCGUUUGUUUCGUGUUUCCUUAUGUGGGCGAUUAUCUUCAUGGCGCAAUGGCAUCCUCUUAUCGCACCCAAGAGAUCGGAUAUUCGACCUGAUCGCGUACCGCAGUAAACACUUCUUCUGCGCUUGUAGAAUCGGGUUUGAGCUGGCUGGCUGGUUAGGAUGAUGAAUGGGAUAAUGGGUCUUGUAUAGCUACGUUUUUCAUUGUUAUAGCGGAAUAUCAGAGAUUCUUCAUGCUUCU
This is a messenger RNA of Aspergillus glaucus CBS 516.65, 798 nucleotides long. RefSeq lists its product as uncharacterized. Gene Ontology annotation, biological process: proton transmembrane transport; vacuolar acidification. Gene Ontology annotation, molecular function: proton-transporting ATPase activity, rotational mechanism. The record is from RefSeq and is a predicted model, not a curated record. NCBI's taxonomy places the organism in Eukaryota, Fungi, Ascomycota, Eurotiomycetes, Eurotiales, Aspergillaceae. The coding region runs from base 441 to 668 and encodes 75 amino acids. The transcript is spliced from 4 exons. Gene Ontology annotation, cellular component: vacuolar proton-transporting V-type ATPase, V0 domain.